Marasmius oreades (fairy-ring Marasmius) is the source of this 1159-nucleotide messenger RNA. RefSeq lists its product as uncharacterized. The transcript is spliced from 4 exons. NCBI's taxonomy places the organism in Eukaryota, Fungi, Basidiomycota, Agaricomycetes, Agaricales, Marasmiaceae. The coding region runs from base 16 to 972 and encodes 318 amino acids. The record is from RefSeq and is a predicted model, not a curated record.
CCAUCAACCCCCACCAUGCCACGCACCUAUUGGAAGGAGUUCUUUUUCAGGAGCAAGACCUUUUGUUGCUGUCUGCCUGUGAGGUUUGGCUUGAUCUCUAUGUCGUUCUUGGGCAUUCUUUUCGGAGGUAUCUUAUCCAUCAUUUGCUGGUUUGAGGUUGCAAAUGUUGAACUGGAGGCACCAACGAAAGCGGCGCUCAUAGUUGGUGGAUUGGUGGAGACGAUUCUAUUCGCGGCGUCCAUGUUGGGUUUCAUAGGUGCAAUUGUUCGCAAACAGUCGUUCGUACAGACCUAUGCGUAUAUUCUAUACGUGCACUUCGUGCUGAACCUCGCGGUCGCCGUGUACCUUCUUGUUAUGGUCACUAAAGCGGCUUCGACUGCGGUAGUCAAGGCUUGCCAGCAAACUGUGAAAAACACUGGAGCACAAGAUCAGUGCACCGGUUUGCUCAAAAGUGUACGUCUGGUUAUAGUAGGCGUCUCAGCUGUCGUCUUGUUCGUAGAGCUGUAUGGGGCCAUGAUUGCCGCUCGGUACCUGAAUCAGAUCAAAGUAGAAAAACGAACAGCUCGUUCAUCGCGUAUCCAAGCUGCAGAAGAGUACGAAAUUCAGACAAGGAAACGAACUUCCGGAAUAACUCCGGGAUUCAGUCCGCCUUCAGACUUCUCCCAGGAUUUCAAUCCAUAUGAAGCGGCCAAUGUUCAUCACGAUCGCAGCACCGCGGGCUCCUCCCAUAGCUACCAGAGUGUGCCAUUAUUAUUACAAGAUGGAAACGAGGCAUAUGAUGGAGAAAGACGGACCCAUGGACAGCUUGAAGAGGAGGACGAGGCUCGUAUGCGGAAACCGGGUGAUGCUCAAGACGAUGUCGCAUUUCCAAACCCUUUCCUUAGUAGAGACGAAACUGGGGGUGCUGUUAAAACUGUAUACAGGCCAUCACAACCAGCAGAUGAGAACGAGCUUCCUCCACGAUAUUCGUAGAUAAUCCCCGGACCAGUGAUAUCCGGUGCACCCUUCUGGAUUAUUGGAUCAUUGAAGUAUGUAUCUUGUCAUUUUUUAUUUGAGACACCGCGAGUGUGGUAUUUAGAAGUAGCUUAUACCGGGACGCGUUUGUUUUCUGUCAGGUUAUUCACACAUUAGGAACAAUACGAUCUUUAGAAAACUCGAG